CUGUUAACUCCCCCUGCUCUUUCAUCUGUUUCUCUUGUUUUUCACUCUGUACUGAGUGUUUUGUCAGAGUAAUGGUUAUUUGAGGAACUUUAACUGUCACAUGUCAUUUAAAAUCACAUUAAAUGGCCAUUACCAGUUGAAUAAUUAUGUUUUAUGUUGUGAAAAUGCUGUGUUUAGGUUUAGGGCAGCAGAGAAUGUUGAUAUUUUAUUUGUUUAUCUGUCUUUUAUUUACACAUUUUAGCCUGUUUUACUACUCGGUAUAUCCUUUUCUUCUCUUUUUAUUGAUUUUUUUUUUUUUUUGCUCACUUCAAUACAUCUCCUCUUUUGUAGUAUUUUAUCUUUUUUCACACUUCACUUUUGUCAGGGCUUUUCCAUUGGGACUGUCACAAAAUCAAAGGCAAGGAACAAACUGAAAGUAACUUUGAAUGCCACUCUGUGUGUCAGCCACUCAUCCAUCUCACCAUGACGUCAGCUCAUCAUUUCCCACAAGCAAGUGUCUCACUGAGGCAAUGGGAGCAAAACAGUCUAAACAGUCUGCUUCACCUUCAAUUCUUGACAAACCAUGGAGAUCGAUAAACUGGGGAGGCAAACACAACUUUCUGCAGCAUGCGAACAACUACAACCCUCAGACUGAUGGUCAGCAGCUCAGGAUUCUUCUUCAUGGGCCGGUCGGAGCUGGAAAGUCCAGCUUCAUCAACUCUGUUCAAAGUGUCUUAGAAGGCAGAAUAUGCAAAAAGGCCUUUGCAGACAACAUGGCACAAGGCUGUUUCACCAAAAAGUACACAACCUACAAGAUCCAAAAAGGAACCCGAAACAUAUUUUACCCAUUUGUCUUCAAUGACAUGGUGGGCCUGAAAUGCAGGAACAGGAGAGACAGAAGAAUCCAUGUGAAAGAUGUCAAACGGAUUCUUAAGGGACAUGUACAAGACGGCUACACGUUCAAUCCUGAAUCUAAGUUGUCAAAGGAAGAUCGUUACUACAACGGAUCCCCAAGUGCCAACGACAAAGUGCAUGUUCUGGUCUAUGUUUUUGAUGCCAACACUGUAUCGCUGAUGAAUAAUGACAUUAAGGAAACAAUACUUGAUAUCAGAGACGAAGCCAAUGAACUGGGGAUUCCUCAAGUGGCCGUUUUCACCAAAAUUGAUGAGGCCUGUCCUGAAAUCAACCAAGACUUAAAGAAUGUCUACAAGAGCACAAUACUACAGGAAAAGAUGGAGCAGUUCAGUGCGACUGUGGGUAUUCCAAUGAACUGCAUCUUCCCUGUGAAGAACUACCAUGAUGAAAUCAGCCUCAACAAUGACGCCGACAUUCUCAUCCUGAGCUCCUUGAAAAGCAUCAUCGACGAUGGGAAUGAUUUUCUGAAUGAGAUGCAUGUUUAGACUAGGGGUGUUGUGAUAUACCGGUAUUGAUGAUAACUGUGAAACAAUGAAAACAAUGAAAUUAAACAACAAUGAAAUACUGAUAUCAUGAUAAUAAUACACAUAAAAUUAUAUCUUGUAAAUAAUACAGUGCCUCUUAAAACCCCUUAACGUUCCGACGCGCUGCGACACAUUUUCUAAGCUAAGAUUCUUGUGAUUUGAUUUAUGCAAACCAUUUCAAGAUACAAUCACAACAGCAGUUACAAUCAAUGCCUCUGUCAGGCCACCAAUAAACAAACAAUUACAAAAUUCAUGCUACCCACCCAUAGACUGUAUAUAAAUCAUGGAUGUAUAAUAAGAGCUGGAUAGUGCGCCGCCACUCAGACUUGCAGCCAAUUUUUACUAGUGGUCAUUCGCAGUAUUGCAGCAAAAAAUCCCCCUGCAGCCCAAAAAGCAUUUUCCCAUAGACCACCACUGUAAUGGAGAAGUCUGUAAAACUCUUGACAGGACACCUCAAACUGCAAACAAUUUCAAUUAUGACUCUUUCUAUUAUGAACUUUUGUUCCAUUGAGGUUUUA
Messenger RNA from Thunnus maccoyii (southern bluefin tuna), 1936 nucleotides. RefSeq names its product interferon-induced protein 44-like. The record is from RefSeq and is a predicted model, not a curated record. Lineage: Eukaryota; Metazoa; Chordata; Actinopteri; Scombriformes; Scombridae. The transcript has 8 exons. Bases 426 to 1379 code for a protein of 317 amino acids.